This is a messenger RNA of Achroia grisella, 1959 nucleotides long. RefSeq names its product glucose dehydrogenase [FAD, quinone]-like. The record is from RefSeq and is a predicted model, not a curated record. The transcript is spliced from 3 exons. NCBI's taxonomy places the organism in Eukaryota, Metazoa, Arthropoda, Insecta, Lepidoptera, Pyralidae. The coding region runs from base 49 to 1959 and encodes 636 amino acids. Gene Ontology annotation, molecular function: oxidoreductase activity, acting on CH-OH group of donors; flavin adenine dinucleotide binding.
AAUGAUUAUGAAGAAUUUGAAGGUAACAGUGAUGAUGUAAAAGAUGCAAUGACAGCUAAUACAACUGAUGACUUGUGCAAGAUAUGUGACGGUAGAAUAGAAUGUGCACCAACUGCUAUACUUCUAAUUUCUUUAGUGCAUACAUUAUACGGUCAUAUUGGGAAUGAGCCUGAUUACUUUGGUAAUAACAAAGCUGAAUUAACUAGAAAAGAGAAAAGUAGAGAAGAAGUAUAUACAGAAUCUAAAUUUAGACCUUAUGCAUAUUUUGAUAACAUUAAUAAGGAGGAAAGAAGGGAAAGAGUGGUUGAGGAGAAUUAUGAAAGAAUAGACGUUGAUUACGACUUUAUUAUCGUUGGUGGUGGAACCGCUGGUUGUGUAGUUGCCAGUAGACUGUCGGAAAAUAGAAAGUGGAAGAUACUACUGGUUGAAGCUGGGCCGGAAGAACCUAAAAUGGCACUAAUUCCAGGUCUAACUAGCGAAUUUAAAGGAUCUGCCUUAGAUUGGCAAUAUAGCAUGCGACCAAAGAAAGGGUUUUGUCAAAAUCGGGCUGAGAAAGGGUGUGAAGUUGUCCAAGGCAGAGUACUUGGAGGCACAUCUUCCAUCAACGAUAUGGCAUACAUGAGAGGCAGUCCUGCAGACUAUGAUGAAUGGGCCUUAAAUGGCAAUGAAGGGUGGGCUUUUAGUCAAAUUCUUCCCUAUUUCAAGUAUUCAGAAGGGAAUUAUGAUAAAGACAUUUUUAAGAACAAAAUAUAUCAUUCGACACAAGGACCGUUAGAUGUGGGAAGAUAUCCGUAUGUUGAUGAUAAUGUAGAUGUACUACUUAGUGCUUUUAAUGAACUAGGAUAUAAUUAUACAGAUAUUAAUGGUAGAAAUCAAUUGGGAUUUAUGAGAAUUCAGACUAUGUCAUAUUUUGGUGAAAGAGUUAGUGCAUCCACAGCUUUUCUUGAACCCAUUAAGAAAAUGCGGUCGAAUCUGGAAAUAGUUUCAGAAGCAUUAGUGACUAACAUUUUGUUACAAGAAGCCAGAGAUAGUGUCAAAGCUUUAGGUAUAGAUUAUAUAAAAAAUGGUACAAAAUUUAGAGCGAGAGCUAUUAAGGAAGUAAUAUUGUGUGCUGGUGCAAUAAAUUCACCAAAAUUAUUAAUGCAAUCUGGUAUAGGACCUAGAGAUUAUUUAGAAUAUUUAAAUAUUAAAACUUAUAGCGAUUUGCCUGUUGGAGCAAACUUUCAAGAUCAUCUAUCAGUAUGUUUGCCGGUCAUAAAAUUAACCAAAACAGCAACAACAUUCAAGUUUCCUGAGAAGCUUAAGGAUAUUACAACAUAUUACACAAAAGGCGUUGGGCCCUUAUCUGCAAAUUUUCAAGUAAUCGCAUUUCUUGAAAGUAGUGUUUCUGACAUUUUGAGUACGCCUGAUAUUGAAAUAAGAUUCAAAGGUCAUAAUUCCAACAUGUAUUAUGAUAAGAUAGAUAUGUGUGUUUCUCUAUUAACACCAAGGAGCCGUGGUCAAGUAAUCCUAAAUGCAACAGAUGCUAUAUUUGGUAAACCGUUAAUUUAUCCAAAUUUUCUCAAAGAUCCGAGUGACGAAAAAAAAAUUUUAGAAGGAAUACAUGAGGUUGUUAAACUAUUUGAUACAGAAGUAUUCAAGACAGCAGAUUUUGAAUUCGAUCCACGACCCAUUCUCAACAAUGAAUGUAAAAACUAUGAAAAAGUUUCUAACGAUUUCUGGUCUUGCAUAAUCAGGCAUUUUUCGAGUCCUCUACAUAAUUAUGCAGGAACUUGUAAAAUGGGUCCAUCUAAAGAUUCAGAAUCAGUAGUGGAUAAUAAUUUAAGGGUUUAUGGUGUAUUUAAUUUACGCGUAGUAGAUGCAUCAAUCAUGCCAAAAAUAACAAGAGGAUCCACGGCUGCGCCUGUAAUAAUGAUCGCUGAAAAAGCUAGUGAUUUAAUAAAAACAACUUGGUAUUAA